UUCGCAAUCCACUUGAAUUGUAUUUAUUAAAUGAACAAUAAUUUUUAAAUUUGCUUUUAAUAAACCAUUUCAAUAAUCAUAAUGGAAUCUUCAAAUAUAAAUAUAAAAAAUUUAACAAAAAUCUCCGAAAAGGAAUUUCAACAGCACUUCCGGGAUUGGAUGGAACGGGAUGAUGUAGCGCGUUCUUUGCAGGCAAAAUUAAGAAAAGAUUUAAUUGCAAAUUUUAAUAAAACUUCCUUAGGUAAACAAAUCAUCGCUCAAACAGGUGUCUCCCAUCGAUUAAACCUUUCACCUCUGCUCCUGGCCUUAAAUACUCUCGCAGCAGAAUUUCUUUAUGCUCAAAACUGCCAUUUCACCCUCUCUGUGUUUUGUACCGAAGUUCCCUACCGUAACACACUGCCUGACUUUGAGAGUGCCCAUCAUUUCCGGUUCAGUGAACGUGAAAUAUUUGAAAUACUUGAUGCACUCUCAAGCAAAAGCAGUAACUUUGAUAUGGACACAAAGCAAUCAAUUUGCAAAGAAUAUAACAAGAAAAAUUAUUCUCUGUUGUUUGUUGUCUUAAAGAAUCUUUUAAGUAUACCAAUGGCGAAGACGAAGUCGAAGUUGAAGGAGAACGGAAACGGAAAGCAACCGAUAGCAUCGAUCGAGGAGGAGGAGGAGGAGAAAGAAGUGCCUCAGAAGUCAUCACAUCGCAUCAUGCCCAAAACAACAGCAUCAGCAACAGCUUCUGAAAAACUUAAUUCAAAAGUUGAAUAUCAAAGCAAGAAUUUUCGAUAUUUAAACAAGUAUUUGAUGAUACUUUCGAGAAAGAUGAAGGAAAUGUCUGUGAAUUUGGAUCUUUUACAAAAACAACAAAACCAUCAUCAUCACGAGUCUGCUCCUAAUGCCAAAACUGUAAAGAAAUCACUUCAAGCGAGAAAAUUUGAAAAUUUAAAUAGAAAUUUGGAAAAGAUAUCUGAGAAUCUAAGGCAUUUGUCUCUAUCGAAAAGGAAGAACAAAAGACUUGCGUCGGUGGUAACAGCUGUCAAUGCUAUGGCAAUGCAAUUUGAAAAGUGUCUUUUGAAUUUUGAUCAAUUGAGUAAAGGAAUAGCCAGAGGAGGUGGUCAGUUGGGUGCUGAAAAAUCUUACAGCGAUUGGAUACAUGAAAUGAGAACCAGCAAUAAUGGGAAACUGUUUUUAGAAAAGAUUGAAUUAUCCUUGCGAAAAGCUAUUCACCGAGAACGAAAUAAAAUGGAGACUGAACUUAAGCAACGAAUGCAAAUUCAAAAAGACAUUCUUAGAUCCAAAUAUAAUCACAAACUUACAGAGGAACUUGCCUUAAGCACAUCGAGAACAAAAAUUGAUAAUUCACAUCAAACAACAAAUGAAAUAUUCGAAAAGAAACUCAACGAGUUCGAAGCCAAACACAAGGAGUUGCAUUUAAAAAUUCAGGAAGCAGAAAAAAGAAUAACUACAGAGUCAUCAGCCAAAAAUGUUCAAUCGGAGGAACUGCAAAAGCCUAAAUCAACACAAACAGCAAACGAUAUUACAUCGAAUUCCAUUCAGAAUCUUGCAAAUGAGCAAAAUCAAAUUCAGCAAAUGAUUAAACAUAUUUCCGACCAGGAACGUCAAGUGGAUCAUAUAGUAUUCGAUGCUAAACUACGCGUCCAAGAGCUGGAACAUGAAAGCAAUCAACUGGAUCGCACAUUCCGCGACUAUCUCGAGAGGCAGCGUUGUGAAAAACUAAAAAUUCGUGAACAUGCCACAUCCAUUUGGCAGAACUAUGCUCUGGGAAAAUCUAUGAUAGAUACAAAAACCAAUUCUCGUCAUCGUUUGACUGCAUCACCAAAAAUGGAGAAACAUCCUGUCAACAUAACCUUUGACCGAACCACCCCACCAGACUUGACAAUUCCCACAAUUAGCAUCGAUGAUGUCAGUGCAACAUUAAUAAGCCCUCCAGCAGAGCCAGUGUUUGAGAAUCCUUUUCGCGUUGCAAAAAGAAAAAUCCUUAAAAGGACCAAGAAAACAUAUUCAAAGCCAUCAGCAGCACCAUUACCAUCAUCACAACAACUGAAACUGCCUCACACAGAUAGCGACGAAGGAGACAACGACGGCGUGGACGAUUCAAGUGCAGAAAAUUGCACUCAAGAUAAGCGCAAACAACGGCCUACAGUGUUGCAAUUGAUUGAACACAAGGACGAAAAGGAAGGCAAAGUGAAGAUGAUUCGCACAAAAAUACCAUCGCUAUUGCCAAAUAGAACUACCAAUGCCAAUAAUGGCAUCAAAUUGACUCCAGCAACCCAACGACAAUCCCGCUCACCAGAGUUUAACAUUGAUGACAUCACUUUGGAUGGCAUCGAGUUAAGUCCGACUACGAAUAAGUCAUCGUCGAUUCGAAGUGGUGAUUCGAAUAGCAGUGCCCGAGGGGUUUUCAAGCUAAAGCGACAACUUUUUGCCACAGAUAAUGCAGUAGAGGCUAAUGGGCGGCAACAGACCCAAACACAGACCCAGACCCAACAAAUAAAUAGUAAUGACGACAACAAAGAACUAAAAGAGUCACUUCCACAGAAGAUUAACAAUCAUCAGAGUGUUGACGAUGUUAAGAAGUCCUACGAAUCCGAAGGACAAGAUAACAAUUUUACUCUGAAACUCUGAAUACAAAAAUAACAAAAACGUACAAUUAAAAGAGAGAGAGAGACGUUGCUGGGAACAUCAACAGGUGCGGUGUCCUUGAAGAUUAUACCAACAGAAGAUGGUGCUACAUUCUAUUACAAAGUUCUCAUCUGAAUAUUCUCAUUACUAAUUCGGCCACAGAGAAAAAGGAUUCAAUUUGAAAAGUAAUGAAGUUAAUAGGCAACAAGAUCUAACUUAUUUUUUUGAAUACCUUCAAAGUGAAAGUUUCACGAAUUUGUAUGGUUUUUGGACGACUUCAGGGCGUUUAAAUAAUUAAAUAAAAAUUGCUGGAUUGCAGCAGGACUGUCUUCCUACUCUCAAUAGGUCGAAAGCUAAACAGCUUUGUUUUUUGGUGGGACCUUUUCUUUCUCUAAAGAAAUGUUACUUGUGGAUAUCGAUUGGUCAUUCAAAGACUUUUGUCACUAGAAAAAACCACGAGGCAUGUCGUCAGAUCAAAUUUAGAGUCACAUACAAUCCCUGAAACAUAUUAUACCGCCUUAGGUAAGGAAAAAACAAACUCACACACACCAAAUAAACUUUCUCAGGAAAUUGCCAUAGGCUUGAUUAAUUUACCAAAAGAAUAAUUGAAAAAAAGACAGAACGUAAAUACACAUACCUACCCCCUAGAGCCUCAUAUACACCAAGAGUAAUUAGUUGGCCUGGAAAACCCAAGGCCAAAUUUGAACAAUAAACUUACCUCCUGUAAUUAAGGAAAGUUAUGGACAAUAAAUGAGCAACAAAUUAAUAGUAAUGGCGACAAGGAACCAUUGAAGCAGUAACAGCAACAGCAACAACAGCAGCAAUAGCAUAGAAACAUAGCUUUUGGGUGUAGCUGUAAGGUAAACGUCCGAACGUCAUCUUCGUCGUCGUCGUCGCACCGUGCGUUGUUGGAAAAGAAAUUCCUGGUCGACCGGAUGAAAUAAAUGGGUGGGCAGCAUAGAGAUGGCAUUGUACAAUGGACAGGGUAUAAUAAAAGCUUUGUGUAGUACAUCCGUACAUUGUUUCUGAAUGUACACAAAGAGGUGUUGAGUUGCAGCACCUGUAGUUCUGUAGUUCAGUAUUAAAUCUUGAAAACGAAAAGACAAAAUACCUACUCGCUCUCUCGGUAUUUCAGUUCUUCUGGUUUCGAAGAUGCUAAAGGAAAAAGUGAAGAAAAUAAGAUGAAUCGUUAAUAAAGUGAAUACAAUUGUAGAGGUACUCGUACCUAUGGUGUAUUUGGUAUAGAAUUUAGUGAAGCUGAAUUCUUUUAAUUUGAGCUAUGGAACAUUUAUUUAAUCGAUUUUUUUUUGUUUCGACUGAAAGAAAAUUCAAUCAUUUGAAAGAAUUGCAAAAUUGAAAGGAGGACUUCGUAUUGAAGUUGUCAAAAGGAAACUUAGGAGGGUAUCGACAAAGGGAAGAAAAUUCGUGUUACGUAUUUUAUUAUAAUGAUAAUGAAUUGCCAAUUAAGUGAUAUCUAUCUUUAAGGAGGUAGGAGUACAUUACAGUUGUUCUUAUUGCGUAAAAGUUUCGUUGAACUUGUCAUGCAAUACAAAAUUGGAUAAGUUUUAAAUUUCAAAUUCAGUAAGGUAUGCCAAAAACAAUGAAGGAAGUAUUCUUACCAUCACAGGUGUCUUGAGAGUUGUCAAAAUGGAGAUCAGUAAAGGUCAUGACGAAUUGUUCUUAGGUUCCUUUAC
Messenger RNA from Eupeodes corollae, 4325 nucleotides. RefSeq lists its product as uncharacterized. Bases 82 to 2634 code for a protein of 850 amino acids. NCBI's taxonomy places the organism in Eukaryota, Metazoa, Arthropoda, Insecta, Diptera, Syrphidae. The transcript has 5 exons. The record is from RefSeq and is a predicted model, not a curated record.